This is a messenger RNA of Macadamia integrifolia, 1516 nucleotides long. RefSeq names its product E3 ubiquitin-protein ligase SIRP1-like. Gene Ontology annotation, molecular function: ubiquitin protein ligase activity. NCBI's taxonomy places the organism in Eukaryota, Viridiplantae, Streptophyta, Magnoliopsida, Proteales, Proteaceae. The transcript is spliced from 2 exons. Gene Ontology annotation, biological process: protein ubiquitination. The record is from RefSeq and is a predicted model, not a curated record. Gene Ontology annotation, cellular component: cytoplasm. Bases 209 to 1285 code for a protein of 358 amino acids.
AAACAAACCCACUUCCAUGCUCUUUAAUUUUUCUUUUUUUGAUUAUUUGGGUGGUCCUUUGUUUUUUAAAUUCAUUUUUAUUUAUUUAUUUUAUCUCAUGUUCUGGAACGUAAAUUGCGUGUCAAUUUGAUCUUUCUAUAGUUCUAGUUUGUUCCAGAUUCUUCUUUUUAGAUGGGAUAAUCUUGCAGAGGAAGAGAGAGAGGUAGAGAUGGGGGAAGCUCUGGAUACAAGGUAUUGGUGUCACAUGUGCUCUCAAAUUGUGAACCCUGUAAUGGAAGCUGAGAUCAAAUGCCCAUUCUGCGAAAGCGGCUUCGUGGAAGAAAUGGACAGCAGUAGAGAGCACGAUAGCGAUUCUGAUCCGGGUUCUGACCGAGCACUCUCACUUUGGGCUCCGAUCUUGCUUGGAAUGAUGGGUGGUGGUCUGCGCGGGCGCCGAAGAUUCAGAAGAGAGGAAGAAGAUGACAGUCGACAGGGAGAGUCGGAACCAGAGAGGGACUUUGAAUCCAUCCUCAGGAGGAGGAGAAGCUCAACUGCCAUCCUCCAAUUGCUUCAAAGCCUUCAAGCUGGGAUCGCAUCCGAAUCCGAUAGUUCAGAAAGCAGUAGGGAAAGAGAUAGAGAUAAUGAGCGUGUUAUCUUAAUUAAUCCUUUCAACCAGGCAGUAAUUCUGCAGGGCUCCUUUGACAUGAGCCAAUCUGAUAGCCGAAGUCAUAGCACUCCCGGGUCUUUGGGUGACUACUUCAUUGGACCUGGUUUGGAUCUAUUGCUGCAGCAUUUGGCAGAUAAUGAUCCCAAUAGAUAUGGAACCCCACCAGCAAAGAAAGACGCAGUUGAAGCAUUGCCUACUGUGAAAAUUGAGGAGAGCAUUCAGUGUUCGGUUUGCUUGGAGGAUUUUGAAAUAGGGGCAGAAGCUAAGGAGAUGCCUUGUAAGCAUAGAUUUCAUAAUGGGUGUAUUCUGCCUUGGCUGGAGCUUCAUAGUUCUUGCCCGGUUUGUAGGUUUCAGAUGCCGGCUGAUGAAUCCAAGCUUGAUUCUGAUGCAUCCGGGAAUAAUAGGGAUAACGAGGUGGAAAGCGGUGGUGGCAAUAGUGACCACGGCAGUGAUCGAAGUGGCGGAGAGGGAAGUGAAGGUGGAAAUGGGAAUGGGAGAAGGUUUUGGGUUCCCAUUCCAUGGCCUUUCAAUGGAUUGUUUUCUUUGUCAGGAUCUCAGAGUGAUGCUAAUGCUUCCUCACAAUCAUCUUCAUCUUCCACUGGGGGAUCACAAAGUGCUUCUCGAACAGAUGACAACUGAAGAGUACUCAUCCUGUACCAUCCAUUAUCUUCUUUUCUUGUUCUUUUCCUUCAUCAUCCUUCACUUGCCGUCUCUUCUUCUGUACAUGGUCAUGGUCCUUUGUUUUCAGAAUUGUGAUCUUUACUGCAAUUUUCCCUUUUUGUGUAUUCUCUGUAUAUCUUGAUGUGUUCUUUGGGCGGAGUCCCUGUGAUCUAAACUUGCUUUCCUAUUAUCAUAUCAUAUUAAACUUGA